ACUUGCCCAAGAGGCUAGACCAAUGACACCAAUCCACCAUUAGCCUUUAGCCCAUAGCCAAAAGUACAAGACCCAAUUUCCCUCUUUUAAAGAUAAGGUCGAUUAAUUACAAUAACUGUUCUCCGCCGGCGAUAUUCCACCGUCGAUAUGCAAACUCCGACGAGAAUUCUCGACGCAUCCAACACUUUCGCCGGAAUUUCUCUCCGCCGCCGUCAAUUCCCUCUCUUCCACCAUCACUCUCUCCACUUCCACCACCAAUCAAUUCCAAAUUCCGCUUUCUUCGUUCACCGGAAUCAUCAUCAUCAUCAUCGUCAUCAUCCUAGGGUUUCCUGCAGUUUCAGCGACUAUAACCCUAACCCUAGGAGAGAGAAUUAUCGAGGAGAGAGAGUGAAGGUCGAUGCGAAGGCGAAGGACAAUGUUUGGAGCGUCGACAAUAAGGUGGCGGAAGAGAAGGAGAGAGAGAAGGGGAAGAGAAGGAAGAGAAGAGGGAAGAGUGGUAAGAGAGUGAAGAAGGUUGCUAAAGGCUCUAAUGUUAUGGUUUCUGGUGCUAUGUUAAUGGAGCUUGAAACUGUUUUGCAAACUCAGGAGCCUGUUAUUCGACCAGCAUGGAACACAUUUGUGAGUAGUUUAAGUGGGAUUUGGAAGGGAGUUGGAGCAAUCUUUUCACCAAUCACGGCUGAAAUGGAGCCGGUUGACUUGGGAGGUAAGAGUGAGUAUUUGUAUGACUGCUAUACUCUUUCUCGUGUCCAAGCUGUGCAAGCUGGAGAGAAUACAUUUCAAGUCCAACGGAAAACCAAUUGGGUUACUCUAAAUCCUUAUGGUGAGAAAGCACAAGCAAAUGGAGGCAGUGACAAUGGCAAUGGUGGCGUGAAAGAAAAAAGUCACAAGGGCAAGGCAGAUCAUAUUUUGCCAAAAUUUGAGUCUUUUGAUUUUACGAAGAGUGAUGUGAUGGAAGAGGAUAUCGUGGGGUUGGAACCUGGUCUUGUUUUCUUUGAGGAUGGAUCUUAUUCUAGAGGACCAGUCGACAUUCCAGUUGGUGACAUUGAUGAGUCUGAGUAUUAUCUUUCACCAACAUACAAGUUUGAGCAAUGUUUAGUUAAGGGAUGCCACAAGAGACUGCGUAUUGUGCAUACUAUUGAAUUUAGUAAUGGUGGCGCAGACAUCCAGAUACUAAGGGUUGCUGUAUAUGAAGAGCAAUGGGUUGGUCCUGCUAACUUUGAGGAGCAAAGUGAGGUUGAGCUUGAUAUGAAGCCAUUUUCUCAGAGAAAGAGAACGCGGCCAUCAGAGCUUGCAGGAUCAUGGAAGGUGUUUGAGAUGAGUGCUACACCCAUCUUUGCUGACGAGACAACAGCAGAGAUAAGCAACAAUCCUCCUUUUGUUCAUCUUUGCAUGGAGACCAUGAAAAAGAGAAACUUGCCAGAGAUUCCUGCUUACUUUGGGGAAGAAGAGAUGAUAGACAUGCAGGAUGUGGCUGUUCUUUGGCUCCCAGGUGGUGUGACUGCUUAUGUUGAUGUCGACAAUGAUGGAAUCCUUUGCAUUGGAGUUGGGUGGUACUCUGAUGAAGGGAUCAACCUUGUAAUGGAAAGAGAUUAUGAAACAGAUGGGAAACUCAGAGAGGUCCGGUAUAAUUCUGAGGUUAAGAGGAGGUGGUCAGAACCUCCUGUGUAAAUCUUCUGCUACGAGGUUUGUUACACUGUUUUACUCCUAGUGUAAAUUUACCUUUAUUAUUUUUUUUUUCUUUUUUCUUACAGUAAAUUAUUUCCAUCUUUCUCAUAAUAUUGGAUGGAUGGAUUGACUGUAACUCUGUAUAUGUUCCAAUCCAAUAAGCAAAAUUAGAUAGCUGUUUUGUGAAAGAGAAG
Chenopodium quinoa (quinoa) is the source of this 1859-nucleotide messenger RNA. RefSeq lists its product as uncharacterized. The transcript is spliced from 5 exons. The record is from RefSeq and is a predicted model, not a curated record. The coding region runs from base 148 to 1668 and encodes 506 amino acids. Lineage: Eukaryota; Viridiplantae; Streptophyta; Magnoliopsida; Caryophyllales; Amaranthaceae.